Balearica regulorum gibbericeps (East African grey crowned-crane) is the source of this 348-nucleotide messenger RNA. The record is from RefSeq and is a predicted model, not a curated record. NCBI's taxonomy places the organism in Eukaryota, Metazoa, Chordata, Aves, Gruiformes, Gruidae.
AUGCCGAGGCUGAAGGCUCCAACCCCCAGGGAAGGAAGAUGCUGCAGACCAGCAACUACAGCCUGGUGCUGUUCCUGCAGUUCCUCCUGCUUUUCUACGACCUCUUCGUCAACUCCUUCUCGGAGCUGCUCCGCACGGCCCCCGCCGUCCAGCUUGUCCUCUUCAUCAUCCAGGACAUCGCUAUUCUCUUCAACGUCAUCAUCAUCUUCCUCAUGUUCUUCAACACCUUCGUCUUCCAGGCUGGGCUGGUCAAUCUCCUCUUCCACAAGUUCAAGGGGACCAUCGUGCUGUCGGCGACCUACCUGGCGCUCAGCAUCUCCUUCCACGUCUGGGUUAUGGUAGGCUGGG